UACUUGCUGUCCACAGAUGUUAAGGCAUCUUGCAAGUAUGCAAGGUGAACUCAGCUAGGAACGUGGCAUCACAUUCUUUUUCUAUGCUCGCUUCCACAGACGGUCUUCAGGUACUCAGAACCUGCAAUCUGGAAACGGAUUCUGGCAUUAAGAGAUAAGUUGUCGAGCACUGAGUCAGUCUAUUUCACACAAUCAACCAACCUGUUAACGCUUGUAUGUAAUGUGGGUUACAUUUCUGCUUUAUGAAAAAUAUGGGGACUCCGGUGAAAUACUACUCCAAGCAAGAAAGUGACUCUAUUCCAGUCUCUGCUGGAGAAAUAAUGCGUAAUGCGACUGCAUUGGAAUCGACGACAGACGUCAAAAAGGAACUGAUAGCUCGGACUGUAACCGGUUGCCUGCUUGCUGUGCUUAUACUGUCGACCUUAUUAGGGAAUAUUCUGGUGUGCUCCGCUGUGAUCAAGUUUAGGCAUCUUCGAAGUAAAGUUACUAAUAUCUUUAUUGUGUCUCUGGCUGUGUCAGAUUUAUUUGUUGCAGUAUUGGUGAUGCCGUGGAAAGCUGUAGCUGAGGUUGCAGGUUACUGGCCAUUUGGCACUUUCUGCAACAUUUGGGUGGCUUUUGACAUUAUGUGCUCCACUGCAUCCAUUCUUAAUUUGUGCGUUAUCAGUGUGGACAGGUAUUGGGCGAUCUCCAGCCCUUUCAAAUACGAAAGAAAAAUGACUCAGAGGGUGGCAUUUGUAACGAUAAGUGUAACAUGGACAUUAUCAGUACUUAUUUCAUUCAUACCAGUGCAGCUGAACUGGCAUAAAGCCAGCUCUUGGGCGGACAGAGCAAACAACACCACUACUGAGAAACAGACGGAAAACUGUGACUCGAGUCUUAACAGAACAUACGCCAUAUCCUCUUCUUUGAUAAGCUUUUAUAUUCCUGUUGGCAUUAUGAUUGUGACUUACACUAGAAUCUACAGGAUUGCUCAAAUGCAGAUCCGGAGGAUUUCUUCAUUAGAAAGAGCGGCUGAACACGCUCAGAACUGCAGAAGGAAUCGAUUAGAGUGUCAGCACCACAACUCACUAAAAACAUCUCUCAAAAGGGAAACCAAAGUCUUAAAAACGUUGUCUGUGAUCAUGGGAGUAUUUGUUUGCUGCUGGUUGCCUUUCUUUAUUUUAAAUUGCAUGGUCCCUUUUUGUGACAAGAGUGCUGACUACGAGUCUGGUUUUCCAUGUGUGAGUGAAACGACUUUUGAUGUGUUCGUUUGGUUUGGCUGGACAAACUCGUCUUUAAAUCCGAUCAUAUACGCGUUCAACGCUGACUUUAGGAAAGCUUUUUCUAGCCUUUUGGGUUGCAGUCAUUUUUGUCCUAGUACCGCUGUUGAAACUGUCAACAUAAGCAACGAGCUCGUGUCCUAUAACCAAGAUACAGUAUUUCAUAAAGACGUAGCUACUGCUUAUGUCAACAUGAUUCCAAAUGCGGUGGACUGCGUUGAUGAUAACGACGAGACUUUUGACAGGAUAUCUCAGUUGUCCCAGAACAACGAAAUUGUAACAGAUUCGUUUUGUGAUUUGGAGGACCGUGAAGCAGAUAUUUCUAUGGAUAGGAUAACAGCGUUCACUCCUAAUGGUUUACAUUAAAUACUGUCUACACGAUUCAGGUUGUCGAUUAAAAUUAUUAUCCAGUGUUUAGAACUUACUAUAAUAUUUAAUACAUAUGUUGUAAUAAGUGAUGCGUCUAUAUGGAGUCCUACCGGUAAAGGUAGUGUAAUUUAUAAAUAUGCAUAAUGUGCUGAUAUCAGUAUUAUGUUACUGUUAAUUAUGAGAAGAAAAAAAAAAUCAAACUAAACUGAAGGAUUUCAUAUUGUUAACUUCUUCCGGACCAGCCAAGUCUAAAACUCAAUCAAUUCUUUUUUUAAAAGAAAAAAUAAAAAUAAUACAUUAAGUAGAUGGUCCUGAUGAGUUUAAAUAUGAAUUCCUUCAUUUUGGGUCAAUCUGCGUUAAUUAAUUGUCUAUAAGCAUGAAAAAAGCACUGGCAUCAACCAUGAUACCAGUACUUGCUUACUCAAUCUUUUAAACAGAACAGUGGAACAAAACUGUCAUACUGCAUUCAGUUCAUUGUAAGAGCCUGCAAAGAAAAUGUUUAAAAAGUCGUAGUUCUGGAAUUAUCCUAAUAGAACAGAUAGGUUAUAUAGAAUUUUGAACAGGUACUUAACUGCACUUUAAAUUGAGGCCAGCUUCCACUGCUAUGCUGAUUAUACCCAGCUCUAUCUGUCCCUAAAGCCAGGAAUUUCUUCUGCCUGGGUGUUACUGGCUGGCUGCUUGCCUUACAGACAUCAAGCAUUGGAUGUCACAGAAUUUUCUAAUGUUGAAUUCAGAUAAAAUAAAACAGAGGUUAUGCUAGUGAGCUCACAGAACCAACUAAAAGCUCGACCCUUGCAGUCUCUCAUCAAAACUUAAACUAGAGAUUAAGAGGGGGGGGGGGGGAUUAUUGUUUUAGCCUCAUUACACUGGCUCCCUAUGCAGUAUAAAAUUGAUUUUAAGAUUUUGCUGUUAACUUACAAGGCCCUGAAAGGAUUAGCACCUAGUUGUUUGCAGGAGUUACUGACCCUGUAUCUUCCAAACCGCAUUCUGAGAUCACAGGAUGCGGGGCUGCUGGUUAUUCCUAGGGAGGUAGGGCUAUUUCUUGUAGAGCUCCUAAAUUAUGGAAUGCUCUGCCAUCGUUUGUCAAGGAAGCUGGGACAAUUACAGUUUUCAAGUCAAGACUAAAAACACACUUUUAUAAAAUGGCUUUCUUAUCUUAGUGGGUUUUAAUGUAACUUUAAAAUUGCUGCUUUGUAGUAUUAUGUGUAUACUGUUAUGUGAUAUGUUAUUUAAGUGGUCUGAUUAUGGCAGCUGUAUGUGUGACAUGCUAUUCAAAUGUAUUGCAGUUUGUUCUUUUUUUCUCCUAUGUACUGUACAGUGCUUUGUGAUACUUUUGUAUAAAAAUAGCUAUAUAAAUGCAGUAAAUAAUCAUAAAAAAUAAUAAUAAUGCAGAAAAAACAGUGCAUUGUGUCAUCACAGUACUGUGUUAUAUUAUUAUUAUUAUUAUUAUUAUUAUUAUUAUUAUUAUUAUUAUUAUUAUUAUAUCAAAAUGUUAUUCUACAAAUAAACAUAUUGCAGUCUGUUAAAGUCAAUAUUAUUCACAGUACAUUCACCUCAAUACCAUAUCAUUUAGCUGGGUAGUUUGUAGUUUUGGAGGUCGUAAGCGAAUUCAACUAAAGGAGAUAAAGAAAAUAUCAUAUAAGUAAUUGAACACAUUUGUAAACACUGUUACUACAUUUUUGAAAAUGUGCUCUUUAAUGCCUUAUCAAUAAGUGUAACAAA
Molecule: messenger RNA, 3350 nt
Organism: Acipenser ruthenus (sterlet)
Lineage: Eukaryota; Metazoa; Chordata; Actinopteri; Acipenseriformes; Acipenseridae
Product: D(1B) dopamine receptor-like
Exons: 1
Coding region: 243-1625 (460 amino acids)
Biological process (GO): adenylate cyclase-activating adrenergic receptor signaling pathway
Cellular component (GO): plasma membrane
Molecular function (GO): dopamine neurotransmitter receptor activity; G protein-coupled receptor activity
Source: RefSeq, a predicted model, not a curated record